GCGACCUUGAGGAAGUAUUUUCGUAGCAUGUUUCGUCCAUUUCCAACAUUCAUUCCUCAAAUAGUACUUAUCAUUUUUUUUUCUUGUUUGUUUUAGGAGAGAAAAUUGAGGAAAACAUGGAAUUGCUGCUGGCACGGGAUGAACGCUCCGCUGUCGUCGCCGCUGCCGUCGCCGCUGCCCACUCUCUUGAGACCGCAAAUGUUGGCUCCGCACUCGACCCGAAUCAACAAUCGGGCACCGCCACGCAUCGCUCAAGUGCCCUUUGAGGCUAUCCCGCUGGAGUUGGGCAACUCGGCCGGCAAACCCGGUCAAUCGUUGCCUUUCGGUGUGCCGUUAAGGCCCCCCGUCUUCCCACCCAAACUGCCGCAGACUGGACAGAAGGUGCAGGGACUUCCGUUCACCUCUGGUAUCCCGUUUCCCAUUCAGCUGUUUCCGCCCGUCUCGCCCAAUCGGCCCUGGCCUCCUACGAACCCGCUCGUGUCCGAAUCCCCUCUGCCCGCUCUCGUGACUUUGACCACCGAGACAUCGUCGACCGUUCAAACGAAUCCGAGUCCGUUACCCAACAACUUUCCUGCAAUCAAUUUGACCGAAACUCCAGCCAUCCCACACAUUAUCGAAACGACUUUAUCAGUUUUUUUUUUCCUGAAGACUCCAGUGUCCGUCACCCUACGGUGGUUGCAGUUGUAACGACAGCAGCAACAAUAACAAAAAUAACAACGACAACAACACAGUUACCGCUACCGAAAUCGACUACCAUCCUAGUUCACGAGUAAUCGUCGAUCGAUAUCUCUUCUAUAAUGCAACCGUCCAUCGAGGACGAAAGCUCGUCGAGCGGCCUUUUGCCGUUGGAUGGCCCGUCUCUUGUUCCGCCAGUGAUGUCUUCAUCAUUGCCUGCGAUGCUUUACUCCUGUGAUAUCUCCUCCUUUUUGUCCGUCCUUCAAAGCUGGCCUACGCCGUCCACUGUGCCUCAAUUGGAGGCCGGCACUCCUCCUAAUGUCCUUCAACUGCCCGACAGUAACAGAUACACGCCCCCACUGCCGUCUGGCCGUCCGGGUCAAGUCUUCCACGACGAAUAUUUGUCUCCGGCCAACGGUUACGGCGACGUUGACGUCAUCACCAGCGACAACAUUCAACCGCACGGAACCUACGGCGAUACCUUCGAACUGGUCGUCACCGCUGCCCAGAAUUUCGGCGGAUCCUCGCCGCCCGUCAACAACGGAAGGCCUUACGUCAUUCCGGUUGACAUCGACAAUGUUCACGGAGGCCUACAAUCACCUGCUUCGGUGGAAUCCGAUGAAUACGUUUCGAUUGACGGCCGCAAAACAUACUUUAAUCUCUUUCCAACGGAAACAGUCGACGGGAACGAACCGAUGGUCCAAGCGACCGCCAUGCCAAAACCAGCACCGAUGAGCCAUUGGAUACGGUUACGCUUAAACGGAGAGCCCUGUUGAGCCAGUUCGACCGGCAGCUCCGCCCAGGCUAAGUUAUCCGGUAGCUGCAGCACCGGUUGUUGUCAAUCGGCCCACUGCUUUACUUAUUAGAAGACCAUCCAUGACUCUUCUUGGACUCCGGAUCGACGCCUGCAUCGUGGGAGACCCUAAUGCCUGUUUAAGAGCCCAAAAAAUCGUGUCAAGCCGAAGAAGAUGGAUCAGCUUGCUCUUGUAAACCGGGUUUUUGGCCGGAAGAAAUCCAGUGAAGUCUGCAAAGGAUUGACCAGUCUCCUGGUAUCAAAGAGAUUAGACCGAUUGGACAAUCAGAGAUUAGCCAUAAAGUUUAUCCGUUCUAGAAAAAACUUUUUUCAGCAUCGAUUUCAUGUUUUAUUUCAAACGCACUAGACCAUUGGUAUUAUUUGUUGAUUGUUAUGCUUUAUUAUAU
Messenger RNA from Daphnia pulicaria, 1875 nucleotides. RefSeq lists its product as uncharacterized. Bases 798 to 1451 code for a protein of 217 amino acids. NCBI's taxonomy places the organism in Eukaryota, Metazoa, Arthropoda, Branchiopoda, Diplostraca, Daphniidae. The record is from RefSeq and is a predicted model, not a curated record. The transcript is spliced from 4 exons.